UUGACAAUUAAUAUUCUAUGCCUCCUGUAUUAUUGAUAUUUUGAUAUAUCCCAUAUUUAAUUCAUUUUAAAGCAAUAUUUUUGUAGGAAAAAUCACUUCAUUUUCAUAAAUUAAACAUGGAUUGCAAAUAAUCAUGAACACAUUCAAUACUGACACAUCACUCAUUAUUCAUGUUCAAUAGAAAACAAGCUGUUCUGAUUUCUGAAUACUUUUAUAAUUGACUGAAUGAAAAUUUGCAAUCGACCUAUUCUCUGGAAGAAUAUUUUUGGUAACAACUCGAAAUAUCUCUUCUUCAGUUUACGACAACUAGCUUCUGAAGGUACUGUACCUGUGAAAAAUAAAUCGGCCACGAUGGUUUCACAGCGUUUUGACAACAUCUUCAAGUCCAAAGAAGACAAAAGGCUAUAUAGAGGUCUUAUUCUUUCAAAUCAAUUGAAAGUUCUGCUUGUCAGUGAUCCAAGUACCGAUAAAUCAGCAGCUGCAAUGGAUGUAAAUGUUGGGUAUAUGAGUGAUCCUAAGAAUGUGAAGGGCUUAGCUCACUUCUGUGAGCAUAUGCUGUUUUUAGGUACUGAAAAGUAUCCUAAUGAAAAUGACUAUAACAAAUUUCUGAGUGAACAUGGGGGCAGUAGUAAUGCAGCAACAUAUCCAGAUCACACUAUUUACUACUUUGAUGUUGUACCUGAGCAUCUAUCAAGUGCUCUUGAUAGAUUUGCUCAAUUCUUCAUUGCACCAUUAUUCACUGAGAGUGCCACAGAUAAAGAGUUGAAUGCUGUUAAUUCAGAACAUGACAAAAAUGUUCAGAGUGAUCUUUGGAGAUUGGAUCAAUUGGAUAAGCAUCUUGCUGAUCCAGAUCAUCCUUACCACACAUUUGGUACAGGCAACCGAUAUACCUUAGAAAUAUUACCAAAACGUGAAGGGAUUAAUGUCAGAGAAGAGCUUUUGAAAUUUCAUAAUACUUGGUAUUCGUCUAAUUUAAUGAGUUUGGCUGUACUGGGUAAAGAGAGCUUGGAUGAACUUGAAGCAACAGUGGUAGAGUUAUUUCACAAUGUGGAAAAUAAAAACUCUCCCCUUCCUGAGUGGAGUGAUGCCCCAUUUAACGAAGGACAUUUUGAAACAUGUACUUAUAUUCAUCCAGUGAAAGAUGUCAGGAACUUAAACAUUAUAUUUCCUUGCAAAGAUUUUAGACAUGAAUAUAAAGCAGCACCUAUUCACUAUACUAGCCAUCUCAUGGGACAUGAAGGUCCUGGAAGUAUCUUGUCUGCUUUGAAAUCAAGGGGCUGGUCUAACAGCUUAGUUGCUGGUGCACGCCCCACACCUCGUGGUUUCACUUUCUUCACUAUAGCUGUAGAUCUUACAGAAGAAGGAAUGAAGCACACAGAUGAGAUCAUCAAAUUAGUAUUCCAAUAUGUCAAUAUGUUGAAACAACUAGGUCCAUUGAAAUGGGUUCAUGAUGAAAAUAGAGAUAUAGGAGAAAUGACAUUCAGAUUCAAAGAUAAAGAGUCCCCAAGGGGUUAUAUAUCAUCUCUAGUACACUUUAUGCAGGAUUAUCCCAUGGAAGAUGUCCUUUCUUGUAAUUUAGUUGUAACUGAGUGGAAACCAGAGGCAAUUGAAGAAGUUUGGGACGAUUUAGUGCCAAGUAAAAUAAGGGUUGCCAUUGUAGCUAAAAAGUUUAACACAGAAUUGGACAGUGUUGAACCAUGGUAUGGCACGAAAUAUAAAACUGUUAAAAUAGAUAAAGAAAUUUUGAGUGAUUGGGAAAAUGCAGGUCUCUGUGAUGAAUUGAAAUUACCUGAAAAAAAUGAGUUCAUUCCAAGCGAUUUCAAAUUAUACCCUCUAGAUGAUGUCAGCAACAAAGAGGGUUCUACAUUCUCAGAUCAUCCACUGAUAAUCAAAGAUACAGCUUUAACCAGAGUCUGGUUCAAGCAGGAUGAUGUUUAUAAGUUACCAAAAGCUAACUUGAUGUUCGAUUUCGUCAGUCCAUUGGCAUACUUGGAUCCUUUGAAUUGUAAUCUGACCCAUAUGUUGGUACAACUAUUUAGAGAUGCAUUGAAUGAGUAUGCCUAUUCUGCUGAAGUAGCGGGAUUGAAAUAUGAAUUGAUAAAUACUAAAUAUGGACUAAUUUUGGCUAUUGAAGGUUACAAUGAUAAACAACAUAUAUUAUUGGAAAAAAUUAUAGACCGACUGACUUCUUUCAAAGUUGAUCCAAAGAGAUUUGAAAUAUAUAAAGAAAAUUAUAUAAGGAAUUUGAGGAAUUUCAAUGCGGAACAGCCCUAUCAACAUGCUGUUUACUAUUUAGCAGUUCUUUUAACGGAACAUUCUUGGACAAAACAAGAACUUCUUGGUGCAACAGAACAGUUGACCAUUGAAAGAUUAGAAGCUUUUAUACCACAAGUUUUAUCAAAAAUGCACAUUGAGUGUUUAGUUCAUGGAAAUGUGAACAAAACGAAAGCUUUGGAAAUGGCUAAUAUUGUUGAAGAACAACUGAGAAACACUUUGAAAAUGUGCCCUCUACUGCCGCGACAGCUUCUGCUGAACAGAGAAUUGAAAUUAGAAAAAGGCUGUUAUUAUCUGUAUGAAGUUCAAAAUGAUAUACAUAAGCCAUCUUGCAUUGAAUUAUAUUACCAGUGUGGUAUGCAGUCAACAGAAACAAAUAUGAAGCUUGAAUUAUUUUCGAAAAUUAUUCAAGAACCAUGUUUCAAUAUUUUGAGAACGAAGCAACAAUUAGGCUAUAUUGUCUUCAGUGGUGUCAGAAGAUCGAAUGGUGUUCAAGGUUUGCGUAUUAUAGUGCAAUCUGAUAAGCAUCCAGCUUUUCUAGAUGAUAGGAUAGAAGAAUUUUUAAAAGAUAUGAAACCUUACCUAAUGUCUAUGGAGGAAGAAGAGUUUGUGAGACAUCGAGAGGCUUUAGCCGCUCAGAGAUUAGAAAAACCAAAACAGCUCGCUUCACAAACAAAUCUGUAUUGGUCUGAAAUCACUUCUCAGCAGUACAACUUCGAUAGAACAGAAAUGGAAGUUGGGUACCUCAGAACAUUGAAGAUGAAAGAUAUACUUGAAUUCUAUGAGGAGUUUUUAGAAGAUAGUGCCAAGUAUAGACGGAAGCUAUCAGUGCAAGUUGUCUCCAUGGCAGAAGGAGGAGCAGGUAAAGUUGCCGAAAAAGAAAAUGGAACUGGCAUAGAGAAUGUGAAAAUGCCUUCAAUGAUCCAAGACAUAACCAUAUUCAAGAGCUGCCACGAAAUGUACCCAUUAGUUCAGCCUUUUUUAAGUAUUCCAAGAAAAGGGAAUAAAUGUAAACUAUGAUAACACAGAUAGUUAAUGUAAACUAUUAAAACUUGAAGUGAUCUGAAAAUAAAACUUGCACAUGUGU
This is a messenger RNA of Coccinella septempunctata (seven-spotted ladybird), 3361 nucleotides long. RefSeq names its product insulin-degrading enzyme (gene Ide). Gene Ontology annotation, cellular component: mitochondrion; cytosol. NCBI's taxonomy places the organism in Eukaryota, Metazoa, Arthropoda, Insecta, Coleoptera, Coccinellidae. The transcript has 18 exons. Gene Ontology annotation, molecular function: metalloendopeptidase activity; metal ion binding. The record is from RefSeq and is a predicted model, not a curated record. Bases 226 to 3294 code for a protein of 1022 amino acids. Gene Ontology annotation, biological process: peptide catabolic process.